AUGGCUGCCGCACCACCACACGUCUCCAAGUUCACGCGCUUCCUCAAUUCGGAAACAGGCCCAAGAACCGUCCACUUCUGGGCGCCAGUCUUGAAGUGGAGCUUGGUCAUCGCCGGCCUCAACGACAUCCAGAGACCCGUCGAGAAAAUCUCCGGAACCCAACAGCUUGCAUUGUUCUGUACCGGUGCCAUCUGGACCAGAUGGGCCGCCUUUGCCAUCACUCCUAGAAACUACUUGUUGGCCAGUGUCAACUUCUUUUUGGGCGGUGUGGCCGGCUACCAACUAUCGAGAGUAGUCAAGUACAGAAGAGACCAGGGCGACAGUCCAGCACAGGUUUUCCAGUAUUUAUUCAAGAGCGGUUAG
This is a messenger RNA of Australozyma saopauloensis, 363 nucleotides long. RefSeq names its product mitochondrial pyruvate carrier. The record is from RefSeq and is a predicted model, not a curated record. Lineage: Eukaryota; Fungi; Ascomycota; Pichiomycetes; Serinales; Metschnikowiaceae. Gene Ontology annotation, cellular component: mitochondrial inner membrane. Gene Ontology annotation, molecular function: pyruvate transmembrane transporter activity. The coding region runs from base 1 to 363 and encodes 120 amino acids. Gene Ontology annotation, biological process: pyruvate import into mitochondria. The transcript has a single exon.